Molecule: messenger RNA, 3111 nt
Organism: Pseudophryne corroboree (corroboree frog)
Lineage: Eukaryota; Metazoa; Chordata; Amphibia; Anura; Myobatrachidae
Gene: DNTTIP2
Product: deoxynucleotidyltransferase terminal interacting protein 2
Exons: 7
Coding region: 93-2564 (823 amino acids)
Biological process (GO): RNA processing
Cellular component (GO): nucleolus
Molecular function (GO): RNA binding
Source: RefSeq, a predicted model, not a curated record
GGUGCACCGAGACCAGGGACUUCCGGAAAGCGUGUGUCUCGUAGAGCCAAUCUGCUGGCACCGCAUUGGAAGUAUAGCUGGUUAGGAGGAAGAUGGUGGCGACCAGGCGGGGAACGCGUGUGCAUUGCCAGGAGGAGAGUGAGGAGAGCGGCGCAGAGGUGGAGCAGACCACGAUGGGAGAUGUUAAACAGAUUGUGACCCGAAGUAGACGAAGUAGUGGGCAGUCAAAUGCUGAUGUUUCUGAAGCGGAAUCUACUUCUUCCAAUCCUACCACAAGAAUAACUCGCAGUAGGCAAAGCCUCGGGCACUUGGCAAACUCGCCCAGGAGCUUAAGAAGUCGUCAAUCCACUUUGAUAACCGAACCAAUUAUUGAGUCCAUAGAAGGGGAACUAUCAGAAGCUGAAUCAAAUUGCUCAUCUGUCUCUACCAGGGCUAAGAGAAGGCCACCUAGGCGUGCUUCACGUUUAAUCAGUAGAAGUCAAAAGUCUGGUUUGAUAUCCGAAUCUAUUUCUGAUCAUUCUGAGGCUGAAUCACACUGUUCUUCAAUCUCAGGGGUUCAUUGUAUUGGCACAAAAUCUGCAAAAAAGACUUCAGUAAAAUAUCCAGCUUCACCUAUUGUGGAAUACCAGCAAAAAGAAAUAUCUGACAAUGAAUCCUGUAGCUCUGGUUACACUUUAAAACCUAUUCCCAAACGCUCGAGCAGGAGAAUAGAAUGUCAGUUACAAUCGGGUGUGACUGUGUCGGGAGAUUUGACUACUGUGGCUCAACAAAAUAUUUUAUCCUCUCCCCGAAGGAGUUCACGAAAUCAGUCAGUAAACCAGAAAAAUAAUAAAGUAGUUUCUGUAAGCGAAUCUCAGAGUAAGGAAGUCUCUGACAAGUAUGAGUGUGUCAAUGAAACCAACAGAGAUCGUAAUCAAGAACAUGAGACAAUCAAAAAACAGAUGUCUUAUUUACAUAAUCUAACUGCGUCGGAAGAUUUGUCUACUGUGACACAGCAGAUUUUAUCAUCUCCACGUAGGAGUUUAAGAAAUCAGCCAGUACACCAGAAAGAUGAUGGUAAAGCAUUUUCUGCCAAUGAAUCUCCAAGUAAGGAAGUCUCAGACAAGGUUUCAGGUGAGGAGGAGUGUGUCACUAAAAACAGCAGAGAUAGUAGUCCAGAACAAGAGACAUUGAAAAAACAGAAGCCUAGUUUAGUUGGAGUAACCGUGUCAGGAGAAUUAUCUCCUAGGGCAAGGCGCAAUAUUGUAUCCCCUCCUCGUGGGAGUUUGCAAAAUUAUUCAGUAAGUCAGAGUGAUGUUGUUACAGAGGCUUCUGUCAGUGACUCUCCAAGUAAAGGAAACUUAAACAAGGUUUCAGCCAUAGAACAGCCAGAAGAAAAUGACAUGCCAAUAAGAGAAGAGGUGGUUGAAUUGCCUGUUGAAGUUAAGGCUGCUUCAGUUACAAAGUUGUGCGUCUCCCAGCCAACAGAAAAAGAAAAUGUCCGAGACCAAAUUAUUGACCUUACAGAAGAUUUAGUAGAUGAGGAGCAAAUUCAAAGCAUAGAUGAUGAUGAUGACGACGACGACACAGACAAUGUGACAAAAAAUAAAGAUAUAUUUUUGAAUCUUGAUAGUAACAGUGAGACUGGAGAGGAUGAAAGAAUAGAGGAGGACAGCGAAAUGGGGGAUGGAGAGGUGAUAGAGAUUGAGGCGAAAGAGAACAACACACCACUUGUAAAAAAAGGACAUCUCCAAAAGGCAUCCACACAGCCAUUACCAGAUGUAGUGGAAGAUGGGCUUUUUGUCAUUGAUAAAGCUCCUGGCUUGGACUCCAGUAAAAAAUAUUAUGUGGAUCCAAAGGAAGGUCACCUAGAAGUAGAGAACGAGGAAAGUGAAAAUGAAAAUCUGUCGGAAAUAGAUGAUGAUGAUGAUUUUAUUGAUGAGGAUGAAGAUGAGUUAUUAAAUCGACCCAAAAGAGGCUUUGUUUUGUCAACCAGUAUAGAUACGGGAAUUAACAUAAAGAAAAUGGGAGGACUAUAUAUAAAUUUUGAUGCAGAAAAGCCAAAUCCUGGCCCAAGCUUUCUUGAUAAACUGAAGAAAGAAAGUAAAAAGAAAGAUGAGCUCCUCCAGAAAAGCAUCAUUACUCCUGACUUUGAAAAGAAAGAAACUGUCCCACCAUACACAGAGAGUCUGAACAAGUUUAAAAAACAGCGCAAGGAAGAACGGGAGAAAACAACUGGAUGUGGCUGGUUUGACAUGAAAGCUCCAGAAAUGACAGCAGAACUAAAGAAUGAUCUUAAGGCCUUGAAAAUGAGAUCAGCCAUGGACCCAAAACACUUUUAUAAAAAGAAUGACCGAGAUGGCUUUCCCAAAUACUUCCAGGUUGGCACGGUGGUGGACAACCCUGUAGACUACUACCAUUCCCGAAUUCCCAAGAAGCAGAGAAAGCGGACAAUUGUGGAAGAACUUCUUGCAGAUUCCGAGUUUAGAAGAUACAAUAAAAAGAAGUACCAGGAAAUCAUUGCCGAAAAGGCCGCCCGUGCAGAAGGCAAAAAGAAACGCAAAAAGAAGAAAUUUCACACAUAAAUAUAUCGAUGAUAGUUUCCUGACUUCUGCAUUAUGGUGGACUCUUGUCUAUGCGCUGAGUGACUGACUGUGCGGAGUGCUAUUGUAUUAUAAUCUGCUGGCUGAGAGCAUCUACCGCUUCACCAAAUCGUCAGAAAACCGAUAUUAAGCCUAAUUUUUGUCAGGAGUCCUACAUACCGGCAUAUAGCAAAUAUAUUUUUAAUUAAGAGAUCAAGGGCUAAAUGGGUAAAAUUAAGCUUCAGACGAACUUAAAAAAUUGUAUGAUUUGAGUAUAUGGCCUUAAAUAGGUCUAAAACCCGUUUAUUUACUUGUGUGGAUAUGUUCCUGAUUGUGACUUGCUUUAUUAAGCUUGUCAGAGGCAAACACGUCCCCUGGUUUUAAUGACUCCAUGAAAGCCACUGCAAUACAUCCUAAUACAGUACUAUCUUUGGACCCAUGUCCAUUGAGGCAUGCUCUCAGAACAGAUAGUUACAAAAUUAUCUUUAUCAUCAAUGUCAAGGUAUCGAGACUAAUCAUACGGAAAUAAAUUUAUAUUUGACUACCUGUU